AUGGGGGAGGGGGGAGGUACUGCAAGCUCAUCUGAGCACACUACAACCGGAACACCCAGUACUUCAGAAAAAGCAGCCCAUGUUCCAGAAGCAACUCCAACAUACACAGAAGCAAAUGAAGUUGCUGGUGAAGCAGCUAUGUGGGGCAAGGGCGAGUACAAAGCUCUCAACGGCCACAUCUUUUCCUUCGAGUCUGAGUGCACAUUCACUUUCUGCCGCGAUUGUGCUGAGUCUAGAGAAGACUUCAAUAUUGAGGUCAAAAAGGACAAGAAUGGUGAUAUUGAAGAAAUCAAAGCUCUGAUUGAUGAUGUUGGGAUCUUGGUGGUGCGAGAUACUAUUUCUGUCAAUGAAGAAAGGGUACAGAUACCAUUCAGCAAUAAGAUGAUUCAUAUUAAGAAGCAAGGUGACCACUAUGUUCUCAAAACCCGCAGAAGAAUCUUGUCUCUAAGAUGGGGCAAAAACAAAUUGUCACUCACUCUUUAUAGCCGAUAUAAAACCUGUGGCCUUUGCGGUAACUUCAACAACACUCCAGGUGAGACGUGACAAGAUUGUGAAGAUAUUAAUGAGCACAUUGCCAAUAGUAAAAUCUCCAAUGACUGCCCCAGUGCUUCGAGUAGGAGCAACGAAGUCUGCGAGGAUGGCAUCCAGUAUUGUGACAAAAUUAUUGGAACAUAUUUUGAGAAAUGUACAAAAGUUUCCCCUUUAUCCAGCGAGUACAAAAAGGUGUGUGUUGAUGAGUACUGUCGAACCGGAGGGGGCAAGCAGACUACAUGUGACACCUACUCGGAACUGGCCCGCCUGUGUGCCUAUGAUGGUCCUGGUGACUUUGAACCCUGGCGAGAUGACUCUGCUGUGGUUUGUGCAAAGCAACAAUGUCCAGGAAAGCACAUCUACAAAGAAUGUGGACCUUCAAAUCCCCCAACGUGCUCUAAUGUGGCUCCAUUUCAAGACAGUGAAUGCGUGAGUGGCUGCACCUGUCCAGAAGGUUACCUUUUGGAUGACAUCAGAGAGAAAGGAAAGUGUGUAUUAAAGGAAAGAUGCCCCUGUGAAUCUAAUGGAAAAGUGUAUAAGCCAGGAGAAGUCCGAGAAGGCCCCUGUGGCUCUCAGUGCACAUGCCAAGAAGCUAAGUGGUCUUGCACUGAAGCUCAAUGUCCUGGGAGAUGUAAAGUGGAAGGGAGCACAUUUACCACUUUUGAUGACAAUAGAUUUAGCCACCCUGGAGACUGUCACUUUUUGGCUGUCCAUAAUGAUGAAAUUUCUAUUAGCGUGAAGAUCCAACCAUGCGGGGAUGGUCAGACAGGAUCGUGCUUAACUAGUGUUAUGGCUCUCCUGAAUUCUUCAACUUCAGGUAACAGAUUUGUGUUCAACCGUGAUGGGACAGUCACAAAGGAUGGAGUUAUAAUUAAAGGUUACUACUAUUCAGACGGUGUGCAGAUCUUCAAUUCAUCUUCUUUGUACAUGCAAGCAGAAAUAUUCUCUCACAUAAAAAUGCAAAUACAAAUGGCUCCUAAGAUGCAAUUGUAUAUAUCCUUGGCUCCUAACACAUUCACAGACACUGUAGGUCUUUGUGGUUCCUUCAACAAUAAGGCAGAAGAUGAUUUCAUGUCAAGUCAGAAUAUUCUGGAAAGCACAGCUCAGGCAUUUGCUAACUCCUGGGAGAUGAUGCCUUGCCCUAAUGGAAGCCCCUCUUCCUGUGUCAGCAUUGAAACAGAGAAGUUUGCUGAAAGUCACUGUGAGAUUCUUCUCAGUUCAAGUGGGCCUUUUGCUGCCUGUCAUCAAACUGUCAACCCCAAAUUCUAUCAUGAGGAAUGCAGAAAAUAUACGUGCUCUUGUAAAAAUGGUCAGGAUUGCCUGUGUACAGUCCUGGGGAACUAUGUGAAAGCAUGUGCUGAGAAAGAAAUAUACCUCGUGGGCUGGAGAGAUGGACUGUGUGAGGUGUCUUGUCCAAGUGGUCUUGUUUUCAAUUACAAAGUGAAAACCUGCAACAGUUCUUGCCGAUCCCUGUCGGCGCGAGACCGAAGCUGUGAUAUAGAGGACGUUCCAGUUGACGGAUGCACUUGCCCCGAUGGGAUGUACCAGAAUAACGAAGGGAACUGUGUUCAGAAAUCUGAGUGUGACUGCUAUGUUAAUGAUGAGAUCGUGCAGCCUGGCAAAUCGAUCCUUAUUGAUGACAAUAAAUGUGUCUGUCAGGAUGGAGUACUUCAUUGCCAAACUCCCCUUGAUUUAACCCUACAAAACUGUUCCAGAGGGGCUGAAUAUAUAGACUGCAAAGAUCCCAAGGCACAGAGAAGAACAGAAAGGACAUGUGCUACCCGGAACAUACCUGAUUUUGAGGGUGACUUGCCUUGCAAACGUGGGUGCUACUGCCCUGUAGGAAUGGUCCGUAACUCUAAAGGGAUAUGUAUACAUCCUGAUGACUGUCCCUGCUCUUUUGGUGACAGAGAAUAUGAACAAGGCAGUGUUACUUCUGUUGGCUGCAAUGAGUGUACUUGCAUACAGGGGUCUUGGAACUGUACCCAGAAUGAGUGUCAAUCAACUUGCCACGUCUAUGGAGAAGGACAUUUUAGAAGUUUUGAUGGAGAAAGUUACAGCUUCGAUGGGCUCUGCCAGUAUACAUUCGUUGAGGAUUAUUGUGGCCAAGAAAAUGGCACAUUCCGUAUUUUAAUUGAGAGUGUCCCCUGCUGUGAAAACGGGCUUACGUGCUCCAGAAAAGUCAUCGUGACUUUCCAGGAUCAGAACAUCAUCUUACAAGAUGGCAAAGUAACAGCAGUUCAAACUGCAGAAAGUACAGAUUGCAGCGAGCGCAAUGCAAACCCAUACUCCAUCCACACGGUUGGCCUGUACCUGAUUGUGAAGCUUCAGAAUGGAAUCAUCCUGAUUUGGGACAAAUACACAAAAGUAUCAGUUAUUCUGGACCCAAGCUGGCAGAACAAAGUGUGCGGUCUUUGUGGAAAUAACAAUGGUGAUCUUAAGGAUGACUUCACAACAAGGCACUCUUCAGUAGCUGCAGGAGCCCUGGAAUUUGCAAACAGCUGGAAAACAACUCAGGAAUGUUCAGAUACAGUAACUCAGAGCUUCCCGUGUGACUCGAAUCCAUAUUGCAAAGCCUGGGCUGAGAAGAGAUGUGAAAUUCUCAGGGAUAAUACCUUCAGGGACUGCCACAGCAAGGUGGACCCCACAACUUACUACAAUGCAUGUAUUGAAGAAGCCUGUUCAUGUGACAUGGAGGGCAAGUACCUUGGCUUCUGUACUGCCGUGGCAAUGUAUGCAGAGGCGUGCAAUGCAGCUGGAGUCUGUGUCUCAUGGAGAAAGCCAAACCUCUGCCCGGUGUACUGCGACUACUACAAUGCCCCCGGGGAGUGCAGCUGGCACUAUGAACCUUGUGGUACAGUGACAGCCAAAACGUGCAAAGAUCAGGUCAUUGGCCAGAAGUUUUCUUCACUUUUAGAAGGCUGCUAUGCCAAGUGUCCAGAAAGUGCGCCCUAUCUGGAUGAGAACACUAUGAAAUGUGUCCAGUUAUCGGAGUGUAGCUGUUUCUACAACGAUGUCAUACCAGCAGGGGGCACUGUUGUGGAUGACUGUGGAAGAACAUGCUCCUGUUCUGCCGGUGAACUGGAAUGCAGCGAAACACCUGUAAAUUCAACAACAACAGUUUCUACAGCCACCACUACUUCCAUAUUAAGCACAUCAGCAGCAGUGACAACGGGGGCCAGCAGCUCGACCUCAGGAUCUGUGGAAAGCCCAGUUCCUUCAAGCACCUCAGGCGAUGCAGCAUCCAGGGCUACAACAGCAGACACCACCAGGACAACCUCUAAUGGAAACUCAGCUUCUGCCUCCACAGUUGGAAUAGGAGGCAGCCCAACAAGCUCUAGUACAAGCCCAGGUCCUGCUGUUUCCACCUCUGGGGGACAGAGUAGCAAAACAUUGCCAGCUAGAACCUCUGCUCCUGCUGCCACCUCCACAGCUGGCACAAGUGGCCUGAAUGCACUCUCCAAUGCAACUUCAGCUCCUGUCUCCACAUCUGGACCGCCUGGAAGUACCCCAUCAGAAUCUGCUAGCCCCUCAACCAAUGCAGCCUCCACUGCUGUGAGUGAAGGCACCAGCAAGGCAGUCUCGAAUGAAACCUCAGCUCCUGCCUCCACAGCUGCCACUACAAGACCUGCCACCACUGUGGGCCCUGCUGCAAGCUCAACUGCUGAUGUCUUUAUAGCUGAAAGAGAUGGUACCACGUCAGGCCCAGGUGUGACCCCUGCUCUUGCUAGUUCCACAACUGGGGGAGCUGGAACCACCACCCCAGUAGGUUCUGCUGGGACCACUGCUCCUGCUGCCUCCUCCACAACUCCCAGAGAAGGCACCAGCUCAGCUGCUUCAAGUGGAACUUCUCCUCCUCCCUCCACAACUGGAGUAGCAGGCAGCCCCACAGGCUCUAGUGCAAGUCCUGGCCCUGCUGUUUCCACCUCUUGGAGACCUGGAAGCACAGAGGGAACUGCUAGAAGUUCCACGCCUGCUGCGUCCACGGCUGAGUCAAGUGGGCUUAGAGGAGUCUCUAAUGCGACUUCAGCUCUUGUCUCCACAGCAGGAGAGCCUGUUAGGACCCCAACAGAACCACCUAGCAACUCACUCAAUGCAGCCUCCUCUACUGAGAGAGCAGGUAACACUACUGCAGCCUCCAAUGAACCCUCAGCUCCUUCCUUCACAGUUGCACCUACAACCCCUGCCACCACAGUAGGCCCUGUUGCAAGCUCAAGCUCAGCUCCAGGUACCUCCAAAUCUGAGACAGGUGGAACCACCUCAGGCCCAGCUGUGACCCCAGCUGUUGCUAGUUCCACAUCUGGGGGAGCUAGAACCACCACCCCAGUAGGUUUUGCUGGGACCACUGCUCCUGGUGCCUCCUCCACAACUCUCAGAGAAGGCACCAGCGCAGCUGCCUCGAGUGGUACUUCUCCUCCUCCGUCCACAUCUGGAGUAGCAGGCAGCCCAACAGGCUCUAGUGCAAGUCCUGGCCCUGCUGUUUCCACCUCUGGGGGACCUGGAAGAACAGAGGGAACUACUAGAAGUUCCAUGCCUGCUGCGUCCACGGCUGGGUCUAGUGGGCUUAGAGGAGUCUCUAAUGCGACCUCAGCUCCAGUCUCCACAGCUGGACAGCCUGUUAAGAUCCCAGCAGAGCAUGCUAGCACCUCACCCAAUGCAGCCUCCACUACUGAGAAAGCAGGUACCACUAGGGCAGCCUCUAAUGAAAGCUCACUUCCUGCUUCUACAGCUGCAUCUACAACACCUUCCACAACGUUAGGACCAGCUGCAAGCUCAAGCUCGGCUCCAGGUAUCUCCAAAUCUGAGACAGCUGGAACCACAUCAGGCCCAGCUGUGACCCCAGCUUCUAUUAGCUCAACAUCUCGGAGAGCUGAGACCACCACCACAUUGGCUUCUGCUGGAACCUCCUCUGCUAAUGCCUCCUCCACAGCUGUAAGUGAAGGCACCACCACAGCUGCCUCGAAUGCACCUUCAACUUCUGCUUCCACAUCUGCAAGAGCAGGCAGCUCACCAAGUUCUAGUGCAAGUCCAGGUCCUGCUGUCUCCACCUCUGGGGGACAGGGUAGCACAACAUUGCAAGCUAGAAGCUCUGUUCCUGCUGCCACCUCCACAGAUGGCACAAGUGGCCUGAAUGCACUCUCCAAUGCAACUUCAGCUCCUGUCUCCACAUCUGGACAGCCUGGAAGUACACCAUCAGAAUCUGCUAGCCCCUCAACAAAUGCACCCUCCACUGAUGUGAGUGAAGGCACCAGCAGGGCAGGCUCGAAUGAAACCUCAGCUCCUGCCUCCACAGCUGCCACUACAAGACCUGUCACCACUGUGGGCCCUGCUGCAAGCUUAAUUCCUGAUGUCUUGAUAGCUGAAAGAGAUGGUACCACCUCAGAUCGAGGUACCUCCAAAUCUGAGACAGCUGGAACCACCUCAGGCCCAUCUGUGACCCCAGCUUCUAUUAGCUUUACAUCUCGGAGAGCUGCGACCACCAUCCCAGUGGCUUCUGCUGGAAUCUCUGCUACUGCUGCCUCCUCCACAGCUGUAAGAGAAGGCACCACCACAGCUGCCUCAAAUGCACCUUCAGCUUCUGCAUCCACAUAUGGAGGAGCAGGCAGCACAUCAAGCUCUAGUGCAAGUACUGGCCCUGCUGUUUCCACCUCUGGGAGACCUGGAAGCACUGAGGGAACUGCUAGAAGUUCCAUGCCUGCAGCGUCCACGGCUGGGUCAAGUGGUCUUAGAGGAGUCUCUAAUGCGAACUCAGCUCCUUUCUCCACAGCUGGACAGCCUGUUAGGACCCCAACAGAGCCUGCUAGCACCUCACCCAAUGCAGCCUCCACUACUGAGAGAGCAGGUACCACUAGGGCAGCCUCUAAUGAAAGCUCACCUCCUGCUUCCACAGUUGCACCUACAACCCCUGCCACAACAGUAGGCCCUGCUGCAAGCUCAAGCUCAGCUCGAGGUACCUCCCAAUCUGAGACAGCUGGAACCACCUCAGGCCCAUCUGUGACCCCAGCUUCUAUUAGCUCUACAUCUGGGAGAGCUGCGACCACUACCACAUUGGCUUCUGCUGGAACCUCUGCUGCUGCUGCCUCCUCCACAGCUGUAAGUGAAGGCACCACCACAGAUGCUUCGAAUGCACCUUCAACUUCUGCUUCCACAUCUGCAAGAGCAGGCAGCUCACCAAGUUCUAGUGCAAGCCCAGGUUCUGCUGUCUCCACCUCUGGGGGACAGGGUAGCAUAACAUUGCCAGCUAGAAGCUCUGCUCCUGCUGCCACCUCAACAGCAGGCACAAGUGGCCUGAAUGCAGUCUCCAAUGCAACUUCAGCUCCUGUCUCCACAUCUGGACAGCCUGGAAGUACCCCAUCAGAAUCUGCUAGCCCCUCAACCAAUGCAGCCUCCACUGCUGUGAGUGAAGGCACCAGCAGUGCAGCCUUGAAUGAUACCUCAGCUCCUGACUCCACAGCUGCCACUACAAGACCUGCCACCACUGUGGGCCCUGCUGCAAGCUCAACUGCUGAUGUCUUUAUAGCUGAAAGAGAUGGUACCACGUCAGGCCCAGCUGUGACCCCAGCUGUUGCUAGUUCCACAUCUGGGGGAGCUGGAACCACCACCCCAGUAGGUUCUGCUGGGACCUCUGCUCCUGCUGCCUCCUCCACAACUCCCAGAGAAGGCACCAGCUCAGCUACUUCAAGUGUAACUUCUCCUCCUCCCUCCACAUUUGGAGUAGCAGACAGCCCAACAGGCUCUAGUGCAAGUCCUGGCCCUGCUGUUUCCACCUCUGGGGGACCUGGAAGAACAGAGGGAACUGCUAGAAGUUCCACGCCUGCUGCGUCCACGGCUGUGUCUAGUGGGCUUAGAGGAGUCUCUAAUGCGACCUCAGCUCCGGUCUCCACAGCUGGACAGCCUGUUAGGACCCCAGCAGAUCAUGCUAGCACCUCACCCAAUGCAGCCUCCACUACUGAGAGAGCAGGUACCACUAGGGCAGCCUCUAAUGAAAGCUCACCUCCUGCUUCCACAGUUGUACCUACAGCUUCUGCCACCACAGUAGGCCCUGCUGCAAGCUCAAGCUCAGAUCGAGGUACCUCCAAAUCUGAGACAGCUCGAACCACCUCAGGCCCAUCUGUGACCCAAGCUUCUAUUAGCUCUACAUCUGGGAGAGCUGUGACCACCACCCCAUUCGCUUCUGCUGGAAACUCUGCUGCUGCUACCUCCUCCACAGCUGUAAGUUCUGCUGGGACCUCUGCUCCUGCUGCCUCCUCCACAACUCUCAGAGAAGGCACCAGCGCAGCUGCCUCGAGUGGAACUUCUCCUCCUCAGUCCACAUCUGGAGUAGCAGGCAGCCCCACAGGCUCUAGUGCAAGUCCUGGCCCUGCUGUUUCCACCUCUGGGGGACCUGGAAGCACAGAGGGAACUUCUAGAAGUUCCACGCCUCCUGCAUCCACGGCUGAGUCAAGUGGGCUUAGAGGAGUCUCUAAUGCGACUUCAGCUCCUGUCUCCACAGCUGGACAGCCUAUUAUGACCCCAUCAGAGCCUGCUAGCACCUCACUCAAUGCAGCCUCCACUACUGAGAGAGCAGGUACCACUAGGGCAACCUCUAAUGAAAGCUCACCUCCUGCUUACACAGUUGCACCUACAACUUCUGCCACCACAGUAGGCCCUGCUGCAAGCUCAAGCUCAGCUCAAGGUACCUCCAAAUCUGAGACAGCUGGAACCACCUCAGGCCCAUCUGUGACUCCAGCUUCUAUUAGCUCUACAUCUGGGAGAGCUGCGACCACCACCCCAUUGGCUUCUGCUGGAACCUCUGCUGCUGCUGCCUCCUCCACAGCUGUAAGUGAAGGCACCACCACAGCUGCCUCGAAUGCACCUUCAGCUUCUGCUUCCACACCCGGAAGAACAGGCAGCUCACCAAGUUCUAGUGCAAGCCCAGGUCCUGCUGUCUCCACCUCUGGGGGACAGGGUAGCACAACAUUGCCAGCUAGAAGCUCUGCUCCUGCUGCCACCUCCACAGCUGGCACCAGUGGCCUGAAUCCACUCUCCAAUGCAACUUCAGCUACUGUCUCCACAUCUGGACAGCCUGGAAGUACCCCAUCAGGAUCUGCUAGCCCCUCAACUUAUGCAGCCUCCACUACUGUGAGUGAAGGCACCAGCAAGGCAGCCUCGAAUGAAACCUCAGCUCCUUCCUCCACCGCUGCACCUACAAGCUCUGCCACCACAGUGGGCCCUUUUGCAAGCUCAAGAACAGCUUCUGCUGCCUCAACACCUGAGACAUCUGGCACCACGUUAGCCCCAGUUGUAACCCCAGCUUUUGUUAGUUCCACAUCUGGGAGAGCUGCCACCACCACCCCAGUAGGUUCUAGUGGACCCUCUGCUCCUCCUGCCACCUCCACAGCUGGGACAAGUGGCCUGAAUGCACUCUCCAAUGCAACUUCAGCUCCCAUCUCCACAUCUGGGCAGUCUGGUAGUACCCCAUCAGAACCUGCUAGCCCCUCAGCCAAUGCAGUCUCCAUGACUGCAGAAGCAGGCACUACCAGUGUAGCCUCUCAUGACACUUCGGCUCCUUCCUCCCCAGUUGUGUCUACAAGACCUGCUACCACAAUAGGCUCUGCUACAAGCUCAAAAUUGUCUCUUGCUGCCUCCCCAACUGAGACAUCUGGCACCACAUCAGGUCCAUCUCUAACCUCAGCUUCUAGUAGUUCUAUAUCUGGCACUCAUGGCCUCAUUACAGUGCCUAUUUCAACCUCGUCUUUUGUUUCCAUAUCUGGACAUCCAAUUAGAACAUCAUCAUCAAUAUCCAGCUUUUCAAGUCAAUCACCCACUAAAAUAGUAGGUGAAGGAGGUCCUACUAUGCCAAUGCCUACUCAAGCAAACACCAGCACAGCCAGGGAACAAGGUCCUGGAGCUACCAGCCCAGCAAUCUCAGGGCCGACUGGAAUCCUAGCCAAAUCAAAUGUAACAACAGGAAGAACCACCAGUAUGCCAGUGCCAUCAAAACAACCUGUAGUAACAGAGGCUACAACUUCAACCAACAAUAGUGGCCCCACAACCACACAACCACACAGUGGGAGCACAACCACAGCAGGUUCCACCAGUGCAGUUGCGAGCGUGACUCAGGAAUCUGGAAACCCCAGCCAAGAAGCCACAACUUCCACAGGAGUCAGUGGAACCAGUGUCCCAGGAGGCAAUGCAGGGAAUGUGUGUAAAAUCACAGUGCACACUUUCCAAAUGUCCAUGUCCCAUGCUCUGCCCCAUCUCUGUUCAGAGGCUACAACUCUUAGACAGGUUGGAGAAUACACUGGAGUUAGAACAGCAACUCGUUCCACCUCGGUAGCACCUGGAGUCUCAACCAGCCCCAACAUAUCCCAGCCAGAAACCACUGCAAAAGCAGCAGAAAGUCAAGACACUGAGAAUAAAACAGUGUGUCCAAGCACGCUCCCACCAGCCCCAGUGUGUCACGGUCCACUGGGAGAAGAGAAAUCUCCUGGAGACAUAUGGAUAUCAAAUUGCCAUCAGUGUACCUGUACUGAAGCACAGACCAUAGAUUGCAAACCUAAAGAGUGUCCUUCUCCACCCACAUGCAAAGCUGGAGAGAAGCUAGUGACUUUCAAAUCGAAUGAUUCCUGCUGUGCGAUUGGCCACUGUGAACCAAGAACAUGUUUAUUUAACAAUACUGAUUAUGCGAUUGGUUCAUCCUUUGAUGACCCUAGCAACCCAUGUCUCUCCUACACCUGCAACACCACGGGCUUGGUGGCUGUGGUUCAAGACUGUCCAAAGCAAACAUGGUGCGCAGAAGGAGAGAGAGUCUAUGAUUCAAAUAAAUGUUGCUAUAAAUGUAAGAAUGACUGCAGGACUACCCCUGUGAACGUGACCAUUAAGUACAAUGGUUGUAGGAAGAGGCUCGAGAUGGCAAGAUGUGUAGGGGAGUGCAAAAGGACUGUCAAGUACAAUUAUGAGACCUUUCAAUUGGAGAAUUCCUGCCUUUGCUGCCGUGAGGAGAACUAUGAGUUCAGGGACAUUGCACUUGACUGUUCCGAUGGCAGCACCAUCCCUUACAGAUACAGGCACACUACCACCUGCUCAUGUCUGGACCAGUGUCAACAGUCUAAAGGCAGUUAAUGCCUGCAUUGGUAGUCCGGUUGCUCUUAUUUUAGAAGGAUCGAAAAAUAUCAUUAAAUAAUGAGAAUG
Messenger RNA from Mastomys coucha (southern multimammate mouse), 10704 nucleotides. It is a transcript of the gene Muc19, whose product is annotated as mucin 19, oligomeric. Gene Ontology annotation, cellular component: extracellular matrix. NCBI's taxonomy places the organism in Eukaryota, Metazoa, Chordata, Mammalia, Rodentia, Muridae. The record is from RefSeq and is a predicted model, not a curated record. Gene Ontology annotation, molecular function: protein binding.